CGGACACACUAGUGGUGAUCCGGACAGGAAUAGCUCGCUAAAGUUAAGACGUUAGGUGUCGAAAACAUUGUUUCAGAUAAUGUCUGAAAGUUUAACGUUAAUAAAUUGAGAUAUUACCCAAUUUUGGGUCGAAUAUCGGAUGCCAACUUAAUGCAAGUCCGAACCAGUAAAAUGCAGAGAAGCUAGUUAACUUGUGCCGUUAGUUAGCUAACGUUAUCUGUCUAUCUAAUUUAGUUACCAUCAACUACUAAACAUUCCCCUAUGUUUCGGAACAUUGGGCUGUCGAUCGUGCAUUUUUAUGGAAGAUUGGCUAUAAUUUUAUAUUCGUCGACCAUUGCUUUUUGUUUAACAAUUUUCACGGCGUGUUAGCAACUGGCCAUCAACUCUUGUCUUUCGAGCUCCGUGUUAGUUAUCCAGCCACACUCCGUGCACUUCCCCCACUCACCUCAUUCUCCAGCCUGCAAGCCCGCUAAGUAAAAUGAGGCAAGCAUCAACCAUUUAACUGUGUAGACUACUACAAAUAUGGAUCGUUUGGAUGUAUGAGGACACAACCAUCUCAUUGUAAGGCCUCUGUCAAGGAGAUCAGGAGAGGGGAUGGACGAGCAGAAAUCAAACUGCGAAGAAAAUGACUCUGAACCGACAGCUGAUGACAGCGCCCCUAUGGAGCAGCCAAUCCCCUCAGAGGGGGAGUCAGAGGCCCCUCUGGCUGCAGAGGACUCCUCUGAAACGGUUGCUGCCUCUUCCAGCACAGAUGUGGAGAGCAGUGUAAGGGUCUGUGUUCUAUGUAACUGUGUGGAGCGCAGCCUGCACGGACAACGGGAACUCAGACAUUUUGGGCCAUUUUCCUCCCGGCCAGCCCUGGAGCCCUCCGCUUCCUCACUGCCAGGGCCCGGGAAUGAUGACCUGUCUUCCAUCGGAUUCUCAGACUCCGACGCAUCCUGUCUGGCAGCACUCUUUGAUGACACAGGGGGCUGCUGGGUGCAUCACUGGUGUGCUGUGUGGUCAGAGGGAGUGAAGGAGGCUGAGGAGGAGCUGGAGAAUGUGGACAAGGCCGUCAUCUCAGGGACACAACGGCUGUGUGAAUAUUGCAAGCGUCUGGGUGCUACCAUCCGCUGCCAUGCUGAGAGCUGCUCACGGUUCUACCACUUCCCCUGCUCUGCUGCCAGCGGCUCCUUCCAGUCCAUGAAGCUCCUGGCUCUCCUCUGUCCAGAGCACGUGGACAAGGCUGAGGAGAUGGCGGGUGAGGAGGCGUGGUGCGCUGUCUGUGAUUCUGCGGGGGAGCUGCUGAACCUGCUGUUCUGUACAGGCUGUGGGCAGCACUACCACGCCUCCUGUCUGGAGAUCAGUGCCACGCCCAUACAGAGAUCAGGGUGGCAGUGCCCGGAGUGUAAAGUGUGCCAGACAUGCAGGCAACCAGGGGAAGACUCCAUGAUGUUAGUAUGUGAUGCCUGUGAUAAGGGCUACCACACCUUCUGUCUCCAGCCAGCCAUGACCUCUCUUCCCUCCGACACAUGGAAGUGCAGAAGGUGUCGGGUGUGUGUGGACUGUGGUGCUCAUGGUCUGACGCUGCCCGGCUCAACCCACUGGUUUGACAACUAUGCCGUGUGUGAGGGCUGCCAACGUACCCGCAGCUCUAUGUGUGGUGUCUGCAGCAAAGCCUCGGAACCACCCGUCAUGCUGCUGCGCUGCAUCAACUGCCUCAGGUGGGUUCACAGUGAAUGCUCCUCUAUAUCAGAGCCACCUGAGGAAAAGUGUAUCUGUUCGCUCUGCCGAGACAGAGAGCCUCUGGCAGACCCUGUCACAGAGACAGACAUGGUGGAAAUGCAGAUUACAGAGAAAGACCGGUCUGAGGUGACGAUAGAAGGACAGACUGACACAUUGGCUGAGAUGACACUCCAGACAGAAGCAGCGGGUGAGGUGACGAUAGAAGGACAGACGGACACAUUGGCUGAGAUGACACUCCAGACAGAAGCAGCGGGUGAGGUGACGAUAGAAGGACAGACUGACACAUUGGCUGAGAUGACACUCCAGACAGAAGCAGCGGGUGAGGUGACGAUAGAAGGACAGACGGACACAUUGGCUGAGAUGACACUCCAGACAGAAGCAGCGGGUGAGGUGACGAUAGAAGGACAGACGGACACAUUGGCUGAGAUGACACUCCAGACAGAAGCAGCGGGUGAGGUGACGAUAGAAGGACAGACGGACACAUUGGCUGAGAUGACACUCCAGACAGAAGCAGAGGGUGAGGUGACGAUAGAAGGACAGACGGACACAUUGGCUGAGAUGACACUCCAGACAGAAGCAGCGGGUGAGGUGACGAUAGAAGGACAGACUGACACAUUGGCUGAGAUGACACUCCAGACAGAAGCAGCGGGUGAGGUGACGAUAGAAGGACAGAUGGACACAUUGGCUGAGAUGACACUCCAGACAGAAGCAGCGGGUGAGGUGACGAUAGAAGGACAGAUGGACGUGUCCAAGAUGACCGGGAUACAUACGAAGACCAAGUCGGACGAGGAGGUGCCCAUGGAGCUGGGGACUGGGGCUGAAGUGGUAGAAACGACAGGGGUAGAGGAGGGGCCUCAGCUGGGAACGGAGGAAGUCCCUGCAGAACAGCCCAUGGGUCAGGCUGAGGUUAUAGAACAAUGUGAAACAACUGAACAACAGGAGGCUUCUAGUUUACCUGUGGAUGAGAGGCCAGAGAAGGCUCCUAGUCUGCCACCCCAACCCCAGGUCAGCCAUGUCCUUGAGUCUCCGGAGUCACCAGAACAGCAACCGCCACAGUGGCCAGAGCCAGCAGCAGUAGUAGAGCUGGGCCCUGUGCACAGAAAGGAGAAGAAUGGGGAGAACCAGGGAGUCAAACCCUCAACACAGCAGCAGACCAAACUGGAGGAGAAGAGAAGCAGUGAGGGCAUGUCUACCACCUCGCCAGAGUCACCAGCCCCUCCCAUCUCCACGCAAGAGGUGGAGCAUGUUUCCGUGGACACAGAUGAGGUGGGGCUAAAGGAGGAAGCCGCAAGGAACCCAAAGCAGGAGCGCUCAGGGUCUCCUCCUGCUCCACGUGCUGACACACAGGAGGCUGUUCCUACUGUGGACAUGGAGGUCAGGGCUACUCACUCCGAGGAAGAGGAGGAGUUUGGAGAACAGGAGGAGCAGGGGAAGGAUGCAGACAGAGAGGGUCAUCAUAGUCAUCACAGAAGGGUCAAGAUCAAGCAGGAACCCCAGGAGCAGAGGAAGCCUGAUCAGCUCCUCCUGGAUGAGAUGUCCAAUCAGAGCCAUCCGAGUCACGGGGACGAGAGCAGUUCUGGCUUCCUGGGCUCCCCGACCGAAGGGGAGGCAGAGCCCGAUGCACAGCUCUCCAUGGAGCUCAGCCUUAUACCCACCGAACGCUCGCGUUCCGACUCCCUGCUCACUGAGACAGACGAUUCGCUGCCCUUUGACCCCCUCAAACCAGACGGGGAGAAGAAGAGGAGAGGCUCGCCGGGACGAUCCAGGGUCAAACAGGGGCGGGGCAGCAGCAGUUUCCCGGGGAAGCGGCGGCCUCGUGGUGGUGGUGGCGGCGGUGGAAGGGGCCGGGGAGGUAGGAACCGCCUCAAAGCCAUGGCCUCCUGCAUCGACGCGUUCCUGCUGAGCAUGACAGCAGCAGACACUGGACUCAGUAAAGAGGAGGAGGAGGGGGAGGAAGAUGAGGCUAUGCAGAACACAGUGGUGCUUUUCUCAAACACUGAUAAAUUUGUCCUGCUUCAGGACAUGUGUGUGGUGUGUGGCAGUUUUGGGAAAGGUGUGGAGGGGCAGCUUCUGGCGUGUGCUCAGUGUGCCCAGUGUUACCAUCCAUACUGUGUGAACAGCAAAAUGACUAAGAUGAUGCUGCGUAAGGGCUGGCGUUGUCUGGAAUGUAUCGUGUGUGAGGUGUGUGGCAAAGCCUCAGACCCGGCCCGCCUGCUGCUCUGUGACGACUGUGACGUCAGCUACCACACCUACUGCCUGGACCCGCCCCUACACACUGUUCCCAAGGGCGGGUGGAAGUGCAAAUGGUGUGUGUCCUGUAUGCAGUGUGGUGCCAGCAGCCCAGGGUUCCACUGUGAGUGGCAGAACAACUACACCCACUGUGGCCCCUGUGCCAGCCUGGUCACCUGCCCUGUCUGCAGGGAGAACUUCAUGGAGGAGGAGCUGCUGCUGCAGUGCCAACACUGUGACAGGUGGGUGCACGCUGUGUGUGAGAGUCUGUACACUGAGGACGAGGUGGAGCAGGCCUCUGAUGAGGGCUUUGCUUGCACAUCCUGCACUCCCUACGUCCCCAAACCCAUAGUAACGGUGGAUUCAACCUACAUGACAGCCAUGAAGAUAAAAGAACCAGAGCCUCAGUUCUACCGGUUGGAGGGGGUGUGGCUGACCGAGACGGGCAUGUCCCUACUGCGCAGGAUUUCCAUGUCUCCCCUACACAAGAGACGGCAGCGGCGCUCUCGCCUGGGCAUGCUGUGUGGUGAUGGAGGACCCGACAGCAUGGAGCUCAAGGACGGGGACGGGGACGAAGGAAAAGGCUGUGGGGAGCCCAUGGAGUGUGAGCCAGGAGUUCCUGGUGUAAAACAGGAGCCUUCAGGGAGCCCAUACAGGGAGCUGGGAGCAGAGGGAGGUGCUGAGGGUAUGGAGGAAGGCCUCAAAGGAGUAGAGGAGACGGACGAGGGAAAGAAGAGGAAGAGGAAACCCUACAGACCAGGGAUCGGUGGCUUCAUGGUGCGUCAGAGAAAGUGUCACACACGGAUGAAGAAGGGUCUGUUCCCCCAUCUGUCUCAUCUGGCUGGAGACGGAACUGUUACGACAGCCAGACCGACAAGAGAGAAGCCUGCCCUAGAGGAAGGGCCUCACCCAGACACACCUACAGAUGGUGCCCCGGAGACUAAGCCAGCCGAGGGAGAAGGGGAGCAAGCCAAGAAACGACGAGGCAGGAAGAAGAGCAAACUGGAGGACAUGUUCCCAGCUUACCUGCAGGAGGCAUUCUUUGGUAAACAACUGAUGGACCUGAGUAAAAAGGCUCUCCUGGUUACCCCAGGACAGAGGCAUCAUGGGGCCAUGGGUCUCCUACGUCCUCCACUGCCUCAUGCACAGGGGGCCAGACCCACCGCUCCUGACACAGUGGAGGUCCGGGAGCGAGCGAUGGGGGCUGGGAUGCACCUGAAGCAGGAGGGGGGUGAGGGAUCACAGGCUCAGGUCGAGGGAUCAGUGUUGUCUUCAGCUGUCAAAGAUCAGGGCUCAACGGAUCCUCAAGGCUCCGAAAAGGAGAAAAAUGAAGGACUUCCUGAGGGCAUGGAGAGUCAGGACUCUGAGCAGUUCUUCAGGAAGGUCCUGGGGUCAUCAGAGGGAGUGUCUCUAGGAGGGUCCCUACAGAGCAGCAUGAGGCCCAUCCUCGAGGGAGGAAAGGGGGAGAUGAACUGCAGCAGUCUGCCACAGAGGAGCCUUCUCACAGUAUCGCUGCCCUCUGCUGGUAUGAUGGACUCCUUCCCUGGACUUUCUCAGUCUCCCUUCUUUGACAUGCGGGAAAGGGGUGGCCUGUUCAGUCCAGAUGGCGGAGAGGAGAGCCCGUGGGCCAACCCCUCCACCCCAGCCACCCCCUCCACCCCUCCUACCCCGACCGAGGCAGAUGGAGACGGGCUGUCCUAUAACCAGCGCAGCCUCCAGCGCUGGGAGAAGGACGAGGAGCUAGGAGAGAUGUCCACCAUCUCCCCUGUACUCUACGCAAACACAAACUUCCCCACUCUCAGACGGGACUACCCAGACUGGUCCAGUCGCUGUAAACAGAUCAUGAAGAUCUGGAGGAAGAUUUCAGCUGCUGACAAGGUUCCUUUCCUGCAAAAGGCCAAAGACAAUCGAGCGGCUCAGCGGAUCAACAAGGCACAGAAGCAGGCAGAGAGCCAGGUGUGUCGGCCUAUCAAGACCGAGGGGGGUGGUGGUGUUCGGGUCAAAGGUGAACGUCCCAGCCUGCACCUCCAGAUCCCCCCGCCCUCAGGUUCUGUCUCCACCUCCUCCCAACCCAGCUCGGCGGAGAGCCCCUUCCCUUUCCACCCUGACUCGGGAUCCUCUUCCACCUUCUUCCCUGACGGUCCUGUCAAGACCCCGGGCUCGGCAUCGGCAGAUAUGCGGACAGAUCCCUUUGCCAAGCUGCCUCCACAGUCACCCCACCCCUCCACCCCAUACUCCUCCCACCAGGCCGCCUCCAGCCCCAUGCAGGGCCAGGCCUCUUCCUCAGGUUACCCCCACCCCGGGCCACAGGCCCCUCAGGGACACCCGGCUAGCCUUGGCCCCUUCGACAUGCAGCCAGGGAAUCCCCGGCGGGCUCAGCAGGUCGACCCCUUCUUCAGGCCGCAGCAACAGCAGAUUCAGGGUCACCUGUCCCAGUCACAGCAGGGCUCUCAGGAGCACUUAGGCCCCCCAGAAAGCCCUCGGUCCAGGGGUGGAGGGCCCGGGGACUCUCCUCUCUUCUCCCCGCCCCACACCACCCACUAUGGAGACUCGUUCCGAGGCCAGCAGCAGGGGAUGGGGCGUCCAGAAUACGGUUCCUCCCCCUCUCAGGUGUCCUCGCCUUCUGGGAUGGGACAUGGGCAGUACAGGGCUGAUAUGAGCGGGGGACCCUCUCCCCGCUCCUCCUCCACGGGACGUCAGGACCUGAGUAACACGGGCUCCCCUGCAGGGAUGCUGGACUCUGGGGAUGGCUUGUUCAAGGCUCCCAUGACACCACGGAUGCACCAAGGAGAGAGUGGGGUGGUACUCCAUCCCGGAGCCUCACCCAACCACCCCUCUGAGGGCUACCGCCAGUCCACUUCCACCCCGUUCCAGGACCCCUAUGCCCAGCCUCCCCUCACCCCAAGGCCCCAGUCUGGGGACAGCUGCUCCCCCCUCCCCCAGCAGAGGCACCCCCAGACUCAGCAGGAGUCCUGCCCCAGGGUCCCCUCCAGCCCCCAGUCCCAGGGCAGCUCCCUCUCCCCCCUCACUCCUGGAGCCUCCAACGACGCAUUCUCUGUCCAGUCCCCAGCUUCCACCUCCCGCUUCCAGUCCCCUGAUCCCUACUCUGCCCCCUCACGCCCUCAGUCCAGGGACCCCUUCGCUGCUCUGCACAAGCCCCCCGGCCCACCUGCUGCUCCUGAGGGCACCCCCAGCUUCAGAGGCUCACCUCACCCCAACCAGCCUCCCUCACCCCCGUCGUCCACCCCUGUGGGGGACCCCCUCUCUGGGAAACCCUCUGGGCCGCAUGGGUUCAGCCGGGGCCCCAACAUAGCCUAUCAAAUGGCCCAGCAGCAACAACAACAACUCCUCCAACAACAUCAACAACAACUCCUCCAACAACAGCAACAACUCCAACAACAACAGACUCAGACUAUAGGUGCCGACUUCCACUCCAGGAUGCCCUCCAGCAGAACCCCACAGCCCCCCCCCCCGGAGGCACCUCACCCCCUGGGGGCUAUGCCCGGUGCCCAGGAGAUGCCCGACAUGUCAGCAGUUCAGGAUCCUUCACUACUGGGCCUCAGCCCCUCUGAGUUGGAGAAGCACAGACAGCGACAGAAACUGAGGGAGUUUUUGAUCCGGCAGCAGAUGCAGCGAAACUCAAUCCGGCAGGAGAAAGAGGCUGCAGCAACCAGCAGUGCUGUCACCGGUUGGCCUGGAGGAGACAUGGCAGCAUAUCAGCAAGACAAAGCCCACCGUGCUCCACCACCCUACCCACAGGACCGUGCCGUUACUGCUGCUGGUUCCCAGGCAUCAUUGGCAGGGAAGAUGUCCCAUGCUGUGGGUCCCAUGGAUGUUGGCUGUCCGCCACCCCCAGGGACCCCUGCCAUGAUGGACCCCAACCAGCUCAGACAACCAGGGCCACCCAACCCCCAGGGCAUGUAUGGUCGUCCUCAGUUCCCUGGGCAGUGGCAGCAGGGCCCAGGUCCCCGUCGCUUCCCUCAGCCUGGCAUGGAGGGUGUGGGCCCCAGCCACCACCUCAACGCUCCCCUCAACAUCCAGCAGGCCAUGCAGCAGGGUAUGGCUAACCCCCGUGGCCUGGUGCCUUGCCCUGGAGGGGAACCCAUGCAGCAAAGCAUGGACCCCGGAGGACCCCCACCACAGUUCAUCGAGCUAAGGCACAACUCCCAGAGGCUGCCCCUGGGGCCCCAGAUUCCCCAACGAGGGCCCCAGCAACGGCCCCCCCUCUACAUCCCCCAGCAGCAGGAAAUGGCCCCCAGCCAGUUUGUUCAGCAUCCAGUGCCUCAAGGUAUGGACCCUCAGACAGAGGGGGUCAGAGACUCACGGCUGGGGCUACAGCAGGGUAGUAUGGGUCUAUUAAUGCCACAGCAGAGCACUGGCUCGUCGCAGCAGCAACAACAACCCCAUCUCCAAUCCCAGACAGGCACUCCUCAGACCCCUAACACUCUCAGCUCUCACUCUGGGCAGCAGCACCAGACCUCCACAGAGACCCAGGCUGGAGUUCCAGGGGAAUCUAGUGUUGAUCUUCCCGAGCCUGACCUGGAGGACCCGUUUGCCCCCAAAGGGCUAGGAGAUGCCCCCGGGGAUGGAGGAGUGGAAGAUGAGGAUGAUCUGGCUCUGGAUCUAGACCCUGAUAAGGGUGACGACGACCUGGGUAAUCUUGACAACCUGGAAACCACGGACCCACACCUAGACGACUUACUCAACAGUGACGAGUUUGACCUGCUGGCUUAUACGGACCCCGAGCUGGACCAAGGGGACCCCAAGGAUGUGUUCUCGGACCAGCUGCGGUUGGUGGAAGCAGAGGGUGAAACUCCAGGUACCUCUGGGGCUCAGGACAACAAAGUGGAACAGAAACCGAAAGUUGAGCAAAACCCAACCCCAAACACAGGGGGUUCCAUGAACUCCUCAACUCUCCAUCCGUCCUCCUCUGAGUCUGCCGUCACUUCCAGGAUAAAGCUGGAGCCAGGCCAUGCUGUGGUGAAGGAUGAGAUGGGAGAUGCUGUCUCCAUGCUCCUUCAAACAAACAAACCCUCCACUCAACCAGAGAACCAGGGUGCUUCACUGAGCUCUGUGCGGUUAGGAGGGCUCCCAUACCCUCUGCCGGGUCAGGCUGAUUCAUUAUCCUCCCUGGGGGAGGACCCCCUGGCGCUGCCCGACGGAGGGGGACAGCACUCCCCUGCCGUGGAUCUAGACAAAGUUGAAAGCUCCCUGGAAGCCAGCGAGCUUCCCUUGCUGAUCCAGGACCUGCUGGAGCACGAGAAGAAGGAGCUCCAGAAACAGCAGCAGCAGCAGCAACAGCAGCAGCUCAGCUCCCUCCACCAGGGGGCGAUGGGGGGGCAUAUGGGAGGCCACCCCAACCCCCAGGGGGGUCCUGGACAUAUCAUGCUGCCCCAGCACCACCGCCCCCCACCCCAGAGCAUGAUGGGACUGCCAGGUAUGGUGCCACGCCCUCCACACCUUUUGCAGCAGCAAAGACUCAUGGGACAACCUGGGAUAACGCCGCAGCACAUGGCUGCCAUGGCUCAGCAACAAGGAGUGAUGAGGGUGGGGCAGCCUGGUGGCAUUCACCCAGGACUCAACCCUCAGCCGCAGCAGAUUGUCAAACAGUCAGCUCUGGCUAAUAACUUCUUCCCUGAUAAAGAUCUAGACAAGUUUGUGACGGACGACAUCAUGGAUCCCAUCGCCAAGGCGAAGAUGGUGGCACUGAAGGGCAUCAAGAGAGUUUUGGCACAGGACCCAAUGGGGGUUCCCUCUGGCAUCAACAGGCAACAGGUCUCUCUGUUGGCCCAGAGACUAGCUUCAGCGCCAGGAACAGGAGACCCUCAGGGUCAACUCGCAUCUGGCCCAUCUAAGGAAGGGGAAUGCAGUGACCCAACACAAUCAAGACCCAACCCUCCCCAGUUUGUACAAGGGAUCAUCAACGAUGCAGAGCAGCACCAGUAUGAAGAGUGGCUCCUGCACACCCAGCAGCUGCUGCAGAUGCAGCUGAAGUUCCUGGAGGAGCAGAUCGGAGCUCACCGCAAGUCCCGCAAGGCUCUGUGUGCCAAGCAGCGCACUGCCAAGAAGGCAGGCCGUGAGUUCGCCGAGGCUGACGCAGAGAAACUCAAACUGGUCACUGAGGAGCAAAGCAAGAUCCAGAAACAGCUGGACCAGGUGAGAAAGCAGCAGAAGGAACACACCAACUUGAUUGCAGAGUACAGAAGCAAGCAGCAGCAGCACCAGCAGUGCUCUGGUCUCCUGGCCCCAGGGCCCUCUACUCAGGGGCCCCACAGUCUCUCCAAGAUGCCUGGGCAGAUGAUGGGCCAGCAAGGGGCUCCUGUGAUAAGCCAACCUCCAGGAAUCAUGCCCCAGGGAGGUAUGCCCGUCCGAAUGCCCCCACAGGGGCAGCCGUUCUUGGGAGGAGGCCAGCACCUUGGAACUCUGGGAGUUAGACCUCCUGGUCCUCCUGGUGGUCCACCUGCAGCGUUCUUCCCCCAGGGUCCAGGAGGAGUCCAAGGAGCAGACCCAAGACUUCUCCAGGAGAGACAACACAGGAUGCAGAUAAUUCAGAAACUACAACAGCAGCAGCAACAACAGGCGAUGAUGCAAGGCCAGCAGCCCAUGCCACAUCCAGGUGGCCAAGCAGGUAUGUUGCCACAAUCACAGCCAGGCAUCAUGGGUAACCCUCUGAUGGGUCAACAACCAAACCUCCAACAGGGAAUGAUGCCCAACCAGGCCAUGUUGCCCCAGAUUACAGUACCAGGCCAGGCUGUGCCCCAGCCACCGCAGACCCUGAUGGGAGGGCAGCCUAUGAACCAGCCUUUAGGCAUGACGGGGGCCCAGACAGGUAUACAGCAGCAACAGAGGCCUCAGCUCAUGAUGGGUGAGCAGGGAGUAGUGGGACCCCCUCAGCUCCACGGACUCAGAGGACCUGGCCAGGCCCAGCUCACACCUCAACAACAACAAAUCCUGGCUCAGCGCAUGUUGGCGCAGCAGCAACUGAAGCUACAGCAGCAGCAACAAGUGGCACAACAACAGCUCAUUCAACCACCACCACAGGGCUUCAUCAGCCAACCCAACCAGUCUCAAGACUCCCAGGGAGGACUCUCUCAACCUGCCACCCCAGGUCAAAUGGGCUCUUCUCCAGCUUCAGCAGGGGGGAGCACUCGGGUCACCCCUCAACCAGCUGAGGUGCUGCAGCAGGGGGAGGGUGGCAUCCUUAGUCCUAUUUCUAGGACCCCUCCACAGCAGGGUGGACCUGGACCUUCAAUCCCGGGCCAGAUGACCCAACCAGGGGCAUCUGGAGAGCAACAGGCGGCAGUGGGACAACAGCAGCAGUACAUGGCCCAGCAGCAGCAGCCGGCAUUACAGCAACAACAACCUCCUCAAAAUACUCAAGCUGGACUUCAACAGCAAGCUGGUUACCAACAGGUUGGCAUGCAUCCCCAAGUACAACAGCAGCAACCACAGCAGCAACAGCAGCUUCAUCAACAAACGUCUUUACAGCGACAGAGUUCCCUCAAUGCUGAUCCCUCAAAGUCUGGUUUGGUCACCGUCAAGCAGGAAGGACAGCAGAUGUGUUUCAUGGCCCAACAACAACAGCAACAACGACAACAACAUAAUCUUAUGCAGCAAGCCCAAGACCCAAUUGGACAACAGCAACAACAACAACAUGACAGUAUGGGCCAGAUGCAGAAUGUGAUAGGUCAACAGAACCACCCUGGUCAGCCUCAACCUGUCCCUGGUAUGCCAGGCCACCCUAGUCCCCAGCAACAGGCCCUCAUGGCACAGCAGGCCCAGCAGCAAAAGCAGCAGGCCAUGAUGGGCAUGCUGAGAACCCAGCAGCAGGUCAUGAUGCCUGGCCAGAGACCUGGAGUUCCACCCGGUCAGAUACGCACCCCAGUCAACAUCCAGGCUAUCAUAGCCCAGAACCCCCAGCUCCGACACCUCACCCCCAACCAGCAGAUCCAGCACAUCCAGGCCAUGAUCCAACAGCGCCAGCUCCAACUGCAGCAACAACAACAGGGCCAGAUGAUGAGGCUCCAGGUGUGUCAGGGACAGUCAGGGCAGAUGAGGCCCCAGGGGCCCCCUGGUCUGGGGCAGCAGGUGGGACAGAUCCAGAGAAUGCCUGGAGGUCUGGAGGCCCAGCAGAUGCACUAUGGAGGAGCUCUGGGGAAACCAGGGGGAUUGGGCUCCACGCAACAACCAGGGAUGAUAGCCCCCGGCCAACCACCAGGCGUGGUGACUCCUCAGCUGCAGCAGCAAGGGAUCAUGGGACCUGUAGUCCAACAGCAGCAGCCAGGAGCCUCACCUCAGUACGCCUUGAGUGUCCAACAGCAGCAGAUGAUGCAGCAACAGGCCCAACAACACCAGAUGAGAGGCCAGCUGCCCAUGACUCGCUCCCCCAUGGGUCAGGUACGUGGUGGGCCCCCCCAAGGCUGCCAGAUCAGGCCCGUGUCUCCCCGUCAGCCCCUGGCCAACUCCCCAGGAGACCCCCAGCGGCACGCCAUGACACAGGGGUUGGGGAUGCGUCAACCCAACCCAAACCAAGUCAUGCAACACCAGCAACAACAGCUCCACAUGGCUCAAAAACGUUUCCAGGGCUCUCCCUCCCACGCAGGCUCCCCUGCAGGAUCCUCAGUCCAGAAACCGGAAGCAGGCAUGAGCCCAGCUACCCCAGGCACGCCACACUCCACCCACGUUGCCUCUCCGUCUGUAACCGACGGGGCAGCUGGGAAACGUAGUCCUUACAGUCAGAGCAAGCCCUCUCCUCUCAGGUCGCCUGGAGCAUCCAAGAGUCCCCUGGACUACCCUGGUCUUAAGGCCGAAAGUGGCGACACAACCCAGAGUCAAGUCCCCCCGAAUAGACUUUCGCCUCAGAAGGGCGAGAAUGGACUGCAACAGCAUCCACAACAGGGCUCAGUGAACCAGGGUGGUCCUCAACCUCCACCAGUCUCCAGAGAGGGAACUCUGUGUAAGAUGACCCUACAGAACAUCAAACAGGAGCCCAGAGAGUUGACUUGUGACGGGGAAGGAAGUAGUGGUCCUCACUCUGGGGCCAUCAAAAGGGAGGUGACUGGGGAGCCGGUUGGAGGGUUUGGUAACAAUGGUCCUGGACUAGGAGGGGACCCUGGACCCCACGUCCCUAGGACUGAGACAGGACAACAGCUACUGCAGAAGCUUCUGAGGACCAAGAAUCUGCAGCUGGCCGCUCAGAGGCCCUCUGAGGGCAUCCACAAUGAGAUAAACGGACACAUCAACAGCAAGCUGGCCAUGCUGGAGCAGAAACUACAGGGGACUCCACGCAAUAUGGAGGAUCUGCAGUCCAUCACAAAGAGGGCUCCUGUUGCCAAGGCAAAGCGAUCCAACAAGCCUGGAGAACGAGCACCCCAGUCCCGUAAGAAGAAGAAAGAGGAGAUUGGGAAGAGCACUGAGACCCUGAUGAAACAACUGAAACAGGGCCUUUCUCUCCUUCCCCUGAUGGAGCCCUCCAUCACUGCCAGUCUGGACCUGUUCGCCCCCUUCGGCAGCAGCCCAGCCAACGGCAAGGCCCAGCUCAAGGGCUCCUUUGGAAAUGCAUUACUGGGGAACAUCCCAGACUACUACUCUCAGCUGCUCACCAAGAGUAACCUUAGUAAUCCACCGACACCCCCGUCUUCCCUGCCCCCCACACCACCCCCCUCGGUGCAGCACAAAUUGCUCAACGGGGCUACAGCUGUGGAGGAGCUGACUGAGGAACAGGAAACGGAGGACACUAUGGAUUCUGUGACUGAGGAGGUAAAGAGUGUGGAUAUUUUAGCUGCGCUCCCCACCCCACCUCACAACCAGAACGAGGACAUCAGAAUGGAAAGUGAUGAGGACAGUGAUGCUCCAGAUAGUAUUGUCCCAGCUUCCUCUCCUGAGUGUGACUUAGGUGACGAGGCGCUACGCUUCCCUCGCUUUCGAGAACCCAAAGAGGAGGAGAUGGAGAGAACCAUCUCCCCUACCAUACCACUCAUCCCCCGCACUGCCAUCCCUGUGUUUCCAGAGAACAAGCCGUUUGAAGCAGCUGAUGGCAAGGCGGUGUCUACAACCAACCCCUGGGACAAAGCCAAGAGCAACGAGGUUGCUGUGACCUUCACACUGUCCUCCGCUGCAGCCAAGAAUCUGAACCAUGUGAUGGUGGUGGUGGCUCAGCUGCUGCACAUACGGAUGCCUGGUUCCUAUGAGGUAGCUUUCUCUCCCAGCCCAGGCAGGGCAGGAGCCUCAGGACCCGGCAAAGAACCCGUACAACCAGGUGCCCUGUGUGUGAAGACUGGUGGUAUAGAAGGUAGUUCACCCAGCCAGAAUGCAGAGUGGCUGAGACAGUUUGAUAUUUCUCUGCCAGGCUGCACUCUGAAGAAACAGGUGGACAUCCUCUCACUCAUCAAACAGGAGUUGCCGGAGCAGGAGGACAAACCGGUUCAGCACUGUUAUACAACUAACGUGUCUGACCUGGAUGUACGCCACCUUCCUGUCGUCCCUGUUGAAGACUCCCCGCCCUCCUCUCCUUCUCCUCCACCUCCUGCCCCUGCUCUUACUAGUGAGACUGAGCCUCCAACCCAGCCAGCCUCCCUCCACCACCCAGCCAGCCUCCCCUCCACCACCCAGCCAGCAUCUCCCUCUCAAGCUCCCUCCAGCCCUGCUCAGACCACCAUUCAGGUCAAAACAGAGCCUGCCACCACCCCUGUUCAGAUCAAAAUAGAGCCUGACGCUGAAGCCAUCCUUCCUCCUCCUGAUGCUAGUGCUGAGGCAGACUAUGAUGCCAAGCAUGCUGAUCAGCCAGCCCCCCAGGACAUCCCCACCUCCCCAACCCCCAGCCUGGAGGUGACCUCCCCCAAGGUGAAGCACCGCAGCAGGCCCCUCUCCCCCGACCCUGAGGAGAUGGUGGUCCGGCCCAAGGUGAAAAAGUGGAAGGGCCUCCGCUGGAAGCGUCUCCAGAUCGUCAUCACCAUCCGUAAAGGAGGUUCCAAGAAGGAGAGCAGUCGUGGGGUCUCAGAGCUCAUGGAGCGUCUCCGCAUCACCCUGAGACCUGACAAGCUGCCCCGGGACAAACGCAAGUGCUGCUUCUGCCAUGAGGAGGGCGAUGGCGCCACAGACGGCCCCGCCAGGCUCCUCAACAUCGAUGUGGACCUGUGGGUUCAUCUCAACUGCGCCCUGUGGAGCACGGAGGUGUACGAGACGCAGGGAGGCGCGCUGAUGAACGUAGAAAUGGCAUUGAGGCGCGGUCUCCGCACCCGCUGUGCCUGCUGCCAGAAGACUGGUGCUACCAACAGCUGCAACCGCCUGCGCUGCCCCAACGUCUACCACUUCACCUGCGGCAUCCGAGCCCGCUGUAUGUUCUUCAGGGACAAGACCAUGCUGUGCACCCAACACAAACUGAAAGGACCCAGCGAGGAGGAGCUGACAGGCUUUGCCGUGUUCCGACGCGUUUACAUCGAGAGAGACGAGGUCAAGCAGAUCGCCAGUAUCUUACAACGCGGCGACCGCAUCCACCUGUUCCGCGUAGGUGGCCUCAUCUUCCACGCCGUAGGUCAGCUCCUGCCAUCUCAGAUGCAAGCCUUCCACUCCCCGACCGCCAUCUUCCCCGUGGGCUUCGAGGCUACCAGGAUCUACUGGAGCACGCGGGUGCCUAAUCGCCGGUGUCGGUAUCGUUGCCGUAUCAGCGAGACGGAGGGAAGGCCGAUGUUCGAGGUACGGGUGCUGGAGCAUGGACAGGAGGACCUGCACUACCGCGACACCAGCCCAGAAGGAAUCUGGGACAGAGUGGUUCAGUCUGUAGCUAAGCUGAGAGAAGAGUCUGCCAUGCUGAAACUGUUCACUGAUCACGUGAAGGCAGAGGAGAUGUACGGCCUCACUGUCCACGCCGUGCUGCGCAUCACUGAGUCGUUGCCUGGAGUGGAGAACUGCCAGAACUAUGUGUUCCGUUAUGGUCGCCACCCUCUGAUGGAGCUGCCCCUCAUGAUCAACCCCACUGGCUGCGCCCGUUCCGAACCCAAGAUCCUCACACACUGCAAGAGGCCUCACACCCUGAACAGUACGUCCAUGUCCAAGGCCUACCAGAGCACCUUCACCGGCGAGAUCAACACCCCCUACAGCAAGCAGUUUGUCCACUCCAAGUCCUCCCAGUACCGGCGCCUGAAGACCGAGUGGAAGAACAACGUCUACCUGGCCCGGUCCCAGAUCCAGGGCCUGGGGCUAUACGCUGCCAAGGACCUGGACAAACACACCAUGGUCAUCGAGUAUAUAGGAACCAUCAUCCGCAACGAGGUGGCCAACCGCCGCGAGAAGAUCUAUGAGGAACAGAACCGUGGGAUCUACAUGUUCCGCACCAAUAACGAGCAUGUGAUCGAUGCCACUCUGACCGGCGGUCCUGCUCGCUAUGUCAACCACUCCUGUGCGCCCAACUGUGUUGCCGAGGUGGUUACGUUUGACAAAGAGGACAAGAUCAUCAUCAUCUCCAGUCGCAGGAUCCCCAAGGGAGAAGAGCUGACGUAUGACUAUCAGUUUGACUUUGAGGACGAUCAGCACAAGAUCCCUUGCCACUGCGGAGCCUGGAAUUGCCGAAAGUGGAUGAACUAAACGAACUGUGAGAAAUGGAGAGGGGAAAAACAUAUGUAUCUUUCUCCCCGGUGCCAGAACACUACUGCGCCAAAGCCUUUAGAAUAUUGCUACUACUACCCAGUACAUAAGCUGUUCGUAAGCUGUUCAUAAGCUGACGAACGAGGAGGGAAACUGACCUCCAAAACAAUAAGACUAAGACGUUUGCAUUCACACCUGUAGCCAAAGGUUUGAAGAGCAUUAUGGAUAUACAAGCAAACAAACCACCUGUAUUGACAUCCAGUCGAAUGAUGGGACAGUCUUUUUGUGGAUGAACUGUGUCCUCUCUGCCAAAAGCAACUCUUUCCUCUACCUACUGCUACCCCUUCAGUAACUAUGGAUGGAAUUACAAUCCUCUCCACAUCUACCAAAUGUUCAGAUUCUAUGUGAUAUCAAUACUCUCUUAGGGCAGACCUUACCUUGAGCUUUGAUGAAAGAAGCCAUUUUAAGUACUAAUAAAUAACUACUGCAUUUAAAAAAAAGGCAGACCUAUCCUCCUCCUCCUGCACUCCCCCCUUCCUACCCCCAAGGAAAAUACACGUUCCCAUCGUCAUUGGUGAAGAUUGACUUCCCAACGUGGAUAUUAUUGGCUAGCUAGACAAUCCUGAAGACAGUGGCUCUGAGUGUGUAGAGAAGAACUAUGUAUCGUUGAGGCAGAAGAGAAAGAUGUCAAAUACUAUAAAAGUUGACCUGUGGCUCCAGAGGCACCAGACAGACAGACAGGUGUUUUAUUCUUGUCCUGACUAAAGGAGUUUAAAGGUGGGUUUUAGUUGGACCCUCAGUCUACCUCAUUAAUCUAGUGGGAAGUGACUGCUUACUUUGUAUAAAUACUGUUAACUGCUACUGUGGAGGGGGGGAGAGAAUGUUGUUUUCAUUAGGCUAAUAGUAUAUAGCCUUCUCGGAGAAGCAGGGAAACUUUAACUAACAGCAGGUUUGUUCUCUGUUCUAUGCUGUUGAUCAUUUUACAAUAAUUAGCCAACAAUCCUAUUAUUAAUUAAUGAUGUAUACAGACAAAAGGAAUUAUAUGACCGUUUAUUGGUUAAGCCAUCGCAUUAAGAGCAAUCACAAGCUUAAUAGGUGUCUUUAAAUGACUCCUGAUCAUCCUGGAUUCUAUGUAUCUUUUAUUGUUUUUCCUUUGUGUGGGAAUUGACACAAUAACAGUCACCCUUGUGUUGCUGAGGACUGAGGGAGAGAUUGGUGUGAAUGAUUGUUGCUUACACAGCUUCAGUAUGUGAAGCAGGAUCACACCGCUAAUUGAACAAGUCUUUGGCAAGACGAUCAAGUCCAACUAAUGAGUGAAGGAAAUGUAAUGUACGCUUGCUGCUUAAUGCCUUUAAGUCACACAUUAAGCAAAAAGCUUAAUGAUGCAAGACUAGACUACUAUCCCAUUUGUUUUUCACCUUUUAGUCCUUCAAAUAUCAUCUGCAUUUUGAUCUUUUCUUUUCUUGAAUGACCAUCAACCAUGAAUCUAGCCUCUUCCUCUCUUUAUCAUGUAGUGGACUGUUGUAAACUUUACUGUAGUGAGUCUUUCCCUGCCUGUCUCACCACACCACAGCUAGGUGUAUUUCUAAAGGUUCCUGUGUUGUGGUUUUCUAGUGGUAGUACGGUCUUCUAUACUGGAGGCUUAAAGAAAUGGCAGGGGAAGACUUGUUAAAAAAAAGGGCAUUUUUCUAUGAAAGUAAAUUAAUAACAAAGUAAAUCUUUAAAGAAAGUAUGUGGGGGUUCUGAGGUCUCCAUGACGACGUCUCCCUUCUACUUGUACUCCUACCUUGACCUCACAUAAGAAAAAUGCAAAAGUGUACAAACUGUAUAUUCUAUACUAUAGGGGGCAAGAAACUCUAUCAACCCCUUUUUAAUCAAUAAAAAUCUAAAAUUGUAGAGAAAUAAAGUUGAUUUAAAAAAUCUA
Messenger RNA from Oncorhynchus nerka (sockeye salmon), 18460 nucleotides. RefSeq names its product histone-lysine N-methyltransferase 2D-like. The record is from RefSeq and is a predicted model, not a curated record. Gene Ontology annotation, biological process: positive regulation of transcription by RNA polymerase II. Gene Ontology annotation, molecular function: histone binding; histone H3K4 methyltransferase activity; transcription coactivator activity. Gene Ontology annotation, cellular component: nucleus; MLL3/4 complex. Lineage: Eukaryota; Metazoa; Chordata; Actinopteri; Salmoniformes; Salmonidae.